Molecule: messenger RNA, 1564 nt
Organism: Eptesicus fuscus (big brown bat)
Lineage: Eukaryota; Metazoa; Chordata; Mammalia; Chiroptera; Vespertilionidae
Product: leukocyte immunoglobulin-like receptor subfamily A member 6
Exons: 7
Coding region: 50-1186 (378 amino acids)
Biological process (GO): cytokine-mediated signaling pathway
Molecular function (GO): inhibitory MHC class I receptor activity
Source: RefSeq, a predicted model, not a curated record
CCUGUGGUCUCCUCUAUCUGGACAACCAGGAGCAGAGAGAGGAGACGCCAUGACCCCCACCCUCAGGGCCCUGCUCUGCCUCGGGCUGAGUGUGGGCCUCAGGACCCCAGUGCAGGCUGGAACCCUCCCCAAACCCAUCAUCUGGGCUGAGCCAGGCCCUGUGAUCCCAGCGGGGAGCCCCAUGACCAUCUGGUGUCAGGCGACCCUGGAGGUCACGGUGUUUUGUCUGGAUAAGGAGAGAAGCCCAGAGCCCUGGGAGAGAAAAUCCCCACGGAAGCCCAGGGACAAAGCCAAGUUCCAUAUCACACACAUGUCCCAGCAUUAUGCAGGGGUCUAUUCCUGUCACUACCACAGCCCUGCUGGCUGGUCCGAGCGCAGUGACCCCCUGGAUCUGGUCUCCACAGGUGAGUCUGGGAAGCCCUCCCUCCUGACCCAGCAGGGCCCCAUCGUGGCCUCUGGACAGAGCCUGACCUUCCAGUGUCUCUCUCAUGUUGGCUAUGACAGAUUUGCUCUGCACAAGGAGGGGGGACGGGACCUCCCCCAGAGCCUUGUCCUGAAGCCCCAGGCUGGGCUCUCUCAGGCCCACUUCCCCCUGGGCACUGUGAGCAGCUCCCACGGGGGCCGGUACAGAUGCUACGGUGGAUACAACCUCUCCUCUGAGUGGUCGACCCCCAGAGACCCCCUGGACAUCCUGGUAGCAAGACAGCUGCCUGACAGACCCUCCCUCUCGGUGCAGCCAGGCCCCAGGGUGGCCUCAGGAGAGAACGUGACCCUGCUGUGUCAGUCACAGAGCCCGAGGGACACAUUCCUUCUGGCCAAGGAGGGGGCAGCCGAUCCCCCCCUGCAUCUGAGAUCAAAGCACGGAGCUCAGCAGUUCCAGGCAGAGUUCUCCAUGAGUCCAAUGACCUCAGCCCAUGGGGGUACCUACAGGUGCUACAGCUCACGCAGCUCCUACCCUUACCUACUGUCACUCCCCAGUGAGCCCCUGGAGCUGCUGGUCUCAGGGGAUCCUGUUAAUAUUACCCCAUCAGUGCAGACCCCAAAUUCCACAAGUGGCCCCCAGGCCUCAGACUACACAGUGGAGAAUCUCAUUGCCAUGGGCCUGUCUGGAUUGAUCCUGGGGGUGCUAGGUGUGUUGGUGUUUCAUGCGUGGUACAGCGAGAGAAGGUCUCCAGGGAUAAACUGAAGAUGGAGCGCACCCAUUCCUCAGGCAUGGUGCCACAACCUUAGACCCAAACCACAGAGGCCAGGUUGUGAGGGCAAAGAAGGUACUGAAAGCUGGAGACACAAGCUGUGCGAACUCUGUGCUGAGGACCUAAAGGAAAUAAAACAGUAUUGUUAGUGCUGGAGGUGAUGACAGUGGCUGGGAAUAUUCCUCGUGGGAGACUCCUCCACCAUGACCCUUGCCCUUGCAUUGCCCUCUCCUCAGUGUUUGGCUGCUCUUAUCCCCCAUCUCCAUGACCCAAUGUUAUGUCCACAUGAAUAGAUUAUGUUCAUAACUCCGCUCUGUCUCAUGCUUGUUCCUACACUGUAUUGCACAUGUUGUCUUUAUCACACCUACAUU